Molecule: messenger RNA, 2729 nt
Organism: Dimorphilus gyrociliatus
Lineage: Eukaryota; Metazoa; Annelida; Polychaeta; Dinophilidae
Source: the annotation of a GenBank genome assembly
GUAGCAUUUUGAAAGUGUGACGAGACAUCGAAAGAAUAACAGCUUGAAUAAUAGUAAAGGUAAGAAUUAAAAAUGAAACAGUAAUGGAUGAUAUCUUAAAUUAUAUCUCAGGUAAACUGUACCUGCUUUUAAUUGAUUUGAUCUAUAUAUACCUGUGUACUAAUAUACUGUAUAAUUGACAAAAAGUGAAUAUCUACUGCCCUAUACUAGAUAUAUAGUUAGAGGUUGGAAUUAAAGUUGAGAAAUCAUAAAUUUGUGGACAUUUUUUACCGACUAUACACCCCUAUAUAGUAUAUUUCGAUUAGUUUAAUUACCAGUUUUCUCUACUAGUUUACAAAUUUUGCUCUGUUAGAUUCUCUUCUCAGAAUAUCUAAGAUGUAAAAAAAAAAUAGAAGAUUUAACAAAAAGAUAAAGUUGUGAAAAUAAUUGUAUUGAAUAUGUGUCAUAGAAAAAAAUGAGUAGGGGAUUUUAACAUGAAAAUAAGAAUGUUUUGACUCAUCAACAAUAAAAGUUUGCCCUCAUUCAAUUAGAAAUUAACAUUUCUAUAAUUUUCAACCUGAAAACUGAUAAUAACAAACUAUUGAUUUCAUAAAAUGAACAGAAUAUUUAAUCAAUUUUUCAUCAUUCCAGGAAAAAUCCAUAAUAUAAAAAUAUGGCGGUUAUAAAGAGAAAUAUCUGUGCGAUACUCAUCUCUACAAUUUGUAUACUGAGUAGUAUCAUCUCUUCUUCAGCAGGUAUCUUUAUAUUUAUUUGAAUUAUUUCAGUAUGGGCUUCAUUGAAUGAAUAAAAAAGCAACGGUAAUAUUUCAGUUAAAUUCCACUCUUCUCCUACUUACGAAGCUUUUAAACUUGGAGAUAAGAUAACUGUAACUUAUAGUCUCACUGGUAAAUAUUCUAUUUUUAGAAUUUCAUUCAAUUUGUUAUCAGUGUCUUUGUUUUCUAAUUAGAUAAAGCAAAACUUCGAUUGGAAAAUCUUUUUAAUAAUACUUCAGAACUGAUGUAUGAAACUCCAAACUUUGAAUCAAAGUUCCAGAAUAGGUGGAAAGCCACACCUGGUGUAGAAAGUUCCAGUUAUACAUUUACUGUAGACAAAUCAAAAAAAACUGAUGGCAUGCGAAUUAAGGCUUCUAUUGCUGAUGGAACUAGUACUGAUUCUGUAGAAACAGGAAUAGCCAUUUAUGAUUCAAUUCCAAGAAUCAUAGAAUAUCCAAAAGAUUUUUCUCCUGAAGAAGGUGAAGAAUUCAUGUUUUCGUGCGAAUUCAAUUAUUGGGGAUCAGGACACUCUGAAUUUCAGAUAUUUUUAAAUGACAAAAAAAUACAUUAUAAAUUUAGUAAAGUCAUUUUCAUUGAUGGAUUGAUAACUCUUAAAGCUAAUCUUAGUGCUUCUAAGGAAAUGAAUGAUAAUAAUAUCUAUUGUCAACUGAGUUUACAUCGAACAGAUGGAAAAUCUUCUUUACACUUCAAAAGUCAACCUAUAAAAUUUCAAGUUCUUUAUAAAGUAAAUGACAUAAAUAUUAGUUCUGAAAUUGGCAAGACUGAAAUAGAACUUUCCUGUUCAGCAGUAGGAAAUCCACCACCAAAAUACGAAUGGAGAAAAGUAAUUAAUAGAAAAAUGUUUCUUUUUUUCUAAUUGCAACAAAAUCUAAUUAUCCUACUUUUUUUCAAGAAAUCAUCCGAUAAAAUUCUAUCAACAAACACCAAAAUGAAGGUUGAAAAAUCUACUGAUGAAUACAAAUGUACUGCCUGGAAUGAGAUUCGUGGUACAAAGAAUAAAUUAACCAAAAGCAUAUCUUUAUCAGCUAAUGGCGCAUCACAAACAAUGAAAUUUGACAAUAGUCUUUUCUACUUAAUGUUUAUUUUGCUACUCAUAAUUGUUCAAGUUUAGAAAUGAAAAUUGUCAUUAAAUUGCUGCUCAAUUGAAUGCAAAGGGAAACUGUAUUUAUAAUGUUUUCACCAUAAAUACUUUAUAAAUGAAAUUAUAGGAUGUAGGGUUAAGGUAUUUACCAAAUUUAAAAAAUCUUCUUGAAUAUCCCUUUCGUAAAAUCUCCAUUAAUUUCAUCUCUUUCAUUGUUACAACCAAUUGGAGAUUCAUUGGUCUUGGUGGAGAAAUGAUGUUUAUUACUCAUUUUUUGCUAUGUUAACAAACUGAACUACACUUUUCACUAAGUGAAUAAUUUGAUUCAUGUUUACCUUUAGUAACAGUUUAUCUCAAAGUUUUUAUAGAUAUAUUCCUAAAUGUUUGUCUUUUAUGAAAACUAAUUGAAUGAUAACUUGGCGAAGAGUUAAUGUGUUUUCCUAAUUGGUUUUUAGACAGCAUAUGUAGUUGGCCUAUAGUAGUUUAGAGUAAAAUAAUAUAUAUAGGUAGGUUGUACAAGAUGUAUAUCAAAUCAGAUUCCCUUUGCAAUUCGGCAUUUAAAUCAUAUAAUGAACUUUUUGUGAUCAUGUUGUGAUCAAGGCUUUUGUUGAAUAUUUCCAUCCAUCCUUCUUCUUAAUAAAUAUUGUUGUAUAGCCAAGAAUCUGUUUUCUUAUAUUUUACUAUUUAUAUAUUUAUACAAGAGUGUUGAAAUUUAUUCUUUUAUUUUUCUAAUCACUGUUUGAGAUCAAUGAUAUCCACACCCCUGGACUUUAACAUCUGCUGAAAUUUGCUUGAUUACUUUCCAACGGUAUUUUUCAAAAUCUAGAACAACUUUUCUUGGAGUAGAAUCAUUCAUUGAUUGCAAAAUUUCCUGA